This is a messenger RNA of Dinoponera quadriceps, 1393 nucleotides long. RefSeq names its product 60S ribosomal protein L3 (gene RpL3). Gene Ontology annotation, cellular component: ribosome; cytosolic large ribosomal subunit. Gene Ontology annotation, molecular function: structural constituent of ribosome; RNA binding. The coding region runs from base 113 to 1321 and encodes 402 amino acids. The transcript is spliced from 7 exons. Gene Ontology annotation, biological process: ribosomal large subunit assembly; translation. NCBI's taxonomy places the organism in Eukaryota, Metazoa, Arthropoda, Insecta, Hymenoptera, Formicidae. The record is from RefSeq and is a predicted model, not a curated record.
UCUGAUCUUUUUUAUUAAAAAAAAUGUUAGAAUGCGUUUGUGUCGCGUGUAUACUAUUUCUAUCAUUGUUUCAUAGUCUCACAGAAAAUUUAGUGCCCCUCGACAUGGGUCAAUGGGAUUUUACCCAAAGAAGAGAUCCCAGAGACACCGUGGAAAAGUAAAGGCUUUCCCUAAGGAUGAUUCUAGCAAACCAGUGCAUUUAACUGCUUUUGUUGGUUAUAAAGCUGGUAUGACUCAUAUCGUAAGAGAAGCGGAUCGUCAAGGAUCAAAGAUUAACAAGAAAGAGAUUGUGGAGGCAGUUACUAUCCUUGAAACACCACCAAUGAUUGUGGUUGGUCUUGUUGGAUACAUUAAUACUCCGCAUGGCCUUCGAGCGCUUUCCACUGUUUGGGCGGAACAUUUGUCGGAGGAUUGCCGCAGACGUUUCUAUAAGAAUUGGUACAAGAGCAAGAAGAAGGCGUUCACCAAAACGUCGAAGAAAUGGCAGGACGAUCUCGGCCGCAAGUCCAUCGAGGCGGAUCUGAAGAAGAUUCAGAAGUAUUGUAGCGUUGUUCGCAUCAUCGCUCAUACUCAGAUGAAGCUGUUGAGACAGCGUCAAAAGAAAGCUCACAUCAUGGAGAUUCAGUUGAAUGGCGGCACUAUCGAGGACAAAGUGCAGUGGACUCGCGAACAUCUGGAGAAACCCGUGCCUGUUAGCAGCGUGUUCGCUCGCGACGAAAUGAUCGACGUAAUCGGAGUUACUAAGGGCAAGGGCUACAAAGGCGUAACGUCCAGGUGGCACACAAAGAAAUUGCCGCGCAAAACCCACAAGGGCUUGAGGAAGGUCGCUUGUAUCGGUGCGUGGCAUCCUAGCCGCGUGUCGUUCACUGUCGCCCGCGCCGGUCAGAAGGGAUAUCACCAUCGUACCGAGAUGAACAAGAAGAUCUACAGGAUCGGCCAAGGCAUUCAUACCAAGGACGGCAAGAUCGUGAAGAACAACGCUUCGACAGAGUACGAUCUCACCGAGAAGACGAUCACGCCCAUGGGUGGUUUCCCGCACUACGGUGAAGUGAACAAUGACUUCAUCAUGAUCAAGGGAUGUUGUAUGGGUCCGAAGAAACGCGUGAUUACGCUAAGGAAGUCUUUGUUGGUGCACACCAAGAGGUCUGCGUUGGAGAAGAUCAACCUGAAGUUCAUUGAUACCAGCUCCAAGUUCGGACACGGCCGUUUCCAAACCGCCGCGGACAAGGCCUCCUUCAUGGGACAACUCAAGAAAGAUCGUAUCCGCGAGGAACAGGCGCAAGCCUCCAGUUCUGCGCCGAGCGCUGCCGCGGCGCAAUAGGAUCGUCCUGUUCUGUAUUCGGCACGAUCUUUGAGAGAAAAAUAAAUUUCAGACGAAGUCAAUUUUCUCCGA